Messenger RNA from Aspergillus fijiensis CBS 313.89, 602 nucleotides. RefSeq lists its product as uncharacterized. NCBI's taxonomy places the organism in Eukaryota, Fungi, Ascomycota, Eurotiomycetes, Eurotiales, Aspergillaceae. The transcript has a single exon. Bases 125 to 499 code for a protein of 124 amino acids. The record is from RefSeq and is a predicted model, not a curated record.
AAGACUACAGUUCCCCGCAAUACUGACUUGCAACUUCUUUCGCGCUUCGAGGGGCUAUCUUUCUAUGGACACUUCCCACAUCAAGUGCUACUCCUCAAAGAUCUAACAUGCAAUAGCUCUUUCUAUGCGCGUUGGGAUAAGCAGUAUCUGCCAAGCUCCCGCUCCGCAAUCACUGACACUGAAACCGGGUGUGAUUGGCAGUUGGGCGGGUCGAGCCGGGUUGAUGCCGAGAAAAAGAGGAGCAACACAUCAACCGAUAGAGAGAUCAGGUCCGUGGAAGCUGUGUAGCAAGAGAUAUGGUCUUAUUGCCUUCGGCUUGGGUGCGCACCUGUUCCUGGAUAGAGCUGGAACAACAGGAUCGAGGCUAUCACCAGCGAAAGAAGAUUCUUCCGCCCAUGAGUCAGUGAUAUCGGCAACCGCCGACGCAAUACUCCGUACACCAGGGGAAUUGGAGAAUUCAGCACAGACCUUCUCUAGUCGUCAGCAGCGCUCUUUCUGACUCGCGUUGACUAAUUCUACCCCUGUUGUGACGUUAUGAUUGGCUCAUCGGACUAUCCGAGUCGGACCUCCGACACUAAGAGGGUCGCCUCGGUCACUCGCGG